AUGGACGGAGCUCAGCUUCGUGACCAGGCCGCUCAGGACCGAGUGCGAGCCGCUGUUGAAUUCCUCGAUCCGAGCGAUGCCAGAGCACGCAGUUACCGGGCGGAUAUUGUGUUGAUGCUAAACCGAAAGCUACGCCGAUUGACGGUCAGCCUGGAUGAGAUUAGAGCACACAACCGUGAAAUGGCCGACGGGCUUCUUACGUCUCCCUUUGAAUGGUCCCAAGCAUUCGAUAGAGCCCUUAAGGAUGUUGUCAAGACACUGCCUAGCCGACCAUCAAGCGAAUCAGCUGAUGAAGUGAACUAUUACUGCGCUUUUGUCGGAGCAUUUGGAGAAUUUUCAUGUAACCCCAGAACACUCGGAUCCUCCCAUCUAAAUCGGAUGGUGUCACUCGAAGGCAUUGUUACCAAGUGCUCCUUGGUACGGCCAAAGGUUAUACAGAGUGUGCACUACAGCGAGAGGAAAGACAGGUUCUUCGCAAGGAAAUACAAAGAUCAGACCAUGACCGCCAGUGGCGCGACAAGCUUGAACGUUUACCCUCAAGAAGAUGACGAGGGCAACCCGAUUAUCACCGAGUUCGGCUAUUCUACAUAUAUGGACCACCAGACCAUCUCCAUCCAAGAAAUGCCGGAACGUGCCCCCGCAGGUCAAUUACCCCGGAGCGUGGAUGUGAUUGUAGAUGAUGAUCUGGUCGAUCGCGCAAAACCUGGAGACCGAAUUCAGCUGGUGGGAAUCUACCGCUCUUUGGGAAAUCGAAAUGCUGGUUCUGGGUCAUCCACCUUCCGCACGCUUGUCAUGGCAAACAAUAUCAUUCAGCUCUCCUCGAAAUCUGGUGGAGGUAUAGCACAGGCGACGAUUACCGACACCGAUAUCCGAAACAUCAACAAGAUCUCCAAGAAAAAGCACGUCUUCGAGUUGCUAUCCAACUCCCUUGCGCCCAGUAUCCAUGGUCACGACUACAUUAAGAAGGCCAUUUUGCUCAUGCUUCUGGGAGGUAUGGAGAAGAACCUCGACAAUGGUACGCAUUUGCGUGGUGACAUCAACAUCCUCAUGGUUGGUGAUCCUUCAACUGCAAAGUCCCAGAUGCUUCGCUUUGUUCUCAACACAGCUCCGCUUGCGAUAGCAACGACUGGUAGGGGUUCUUCCGGAGUGGGUCUCACUGCUGCUGUCACAUCAGACAAAGAGACAGGGGAGCGCAGACUCGAGGCUGGUGCGAUGGUUCUUGGUGAUAGGGGUGUGGUCUGCAUUGAUGAGUUUGACAAGAUGAGUGAUGUGGAUCGUGUGGCUAUCCACGAAGUCAUGGAGCAGCAAACAGUCACCAUUGCCAAAGCAGGCAUUCACACUAGUUUGAAUGCUCGCUGCAGUGUUCUGGCUGCCGCUAAUCCGAUUUAUGGUCAAUAUGACCCGCACAAGGACCCUCAUAAGAACAUUGCCCUGCCCGACUCACUCCUCUCACGUUUCGAUUUGCUCUUCGUCGUGACGGACGACAUCGAAGAUGCUAGAGAUAGGAUGGUUUCGGAGCACGUUUUACGCAUGCACCGCUAUCGUCAGCCAGGUACGGAAGAAGGUGCCCCGGUUCGGGAGCAGCUCGGUCAAACCCUAGGUGUUGGUAUUGAUGACGCCGAGGAUACAAAUCAACCAACUGAAGUCUUCGAGAAAUUCAAUUCCAUGCUCCAUUCCGGUAUGGCGAACUCAAGCAGGGGUCGUGGAAAGAACGUUGAAAUCUUGAGCAUCCCUUUCAUCAAGAAAUACGUCCAAUAUGCGAAAUCAAGAGUCAAGCCAGUGCUGACCAAGGGCGCUGCUGAUCACAUUGUGGGAACAUACUCUGCACUAAGGAACGACGAAUUGUCGGCAAACCAGCGGCGAACAUCCCCAAUCACUGCCCGUACCCUGGAGACUCUGAUCCGCCUGUCCACUGCGCACGCCAAAUCACGCCUAUCAAGCCGGGUUGAGGAGAAAGAUGCCAAGGUUGCAGAGUCGAUUUUGCGGUUUGCCAUGUUCAAGGAAGUUCUUGAGGAUGAACGUCGCAAGAGAAGAAAGGUUACAACAUUCGACGACGACUCCGAAUCAAACGAGUCUGAAUCAGAUGACGAGGAUGGCGAUGACAACAACCCCGCAAACACCUCCUCAGCAACCCCUCGAUCCACAAGGAGAAAUCUCCGAACUCGUGCAGCCGCAGCCCGCUCCUCCACCAACGACGAUGUUGAUAUGGACGCAGACGGCGACGACGUCUCCGUUGAUGGAGACGGGCUGUACAGCGCAAGCCCCCGCGGGCAACGGAUACAGUCAAGCCAGUCGCGAAUGUCCGUUGCUUCGUCCCGACCCGCCUCCCAGCUUGUCCAGUCCCAGACGGAUACUUCACAGUCCCAAGGCGCUUCUAGCGCAGCUUCCUCGUCUCAACCAAUUCAGCCUGCUCGCUUGACGCUCUUCCGACAGGCUCUGGGUCCGUUGAUGGGCACGAAACUCUUCGCCUCGGGAGACACUGCUGAUGUCGAGGAACUUAUUGGCGCGGUGAACACCGCUGUACGCACCCGCCAGGGCGAAACACAAGUCUUUCAGCGUCCGGAGGCUAUCCAAGCUCUGAAGGCUAUGAACGAGAGGAAUGAAUUGAUGUACCUUGAGGACGACGAGACUGUCUACAGGAUUUAG
Messenger RNA from Aspergillus calidoustus, 2646 nucleotides. The record is from the annotation of a GenBank genome assembly. NCBI's taxonomy places the organism in Eukaryota, Fungi, Ascomycota, Eurotiomycetes, Eurotiales, Aspergillaceae.